Fulvia fulva is the source of this 699-nucleotide messenger RNA. RefSeq lists its product as uncharacterized. The record is from RefSeq and is a predicted model, not a curated record. The transcript is spliced from 2 exons. Bases 1 to 699 code for a protein of 232 amino acids. NCBI's taxonomy places the organism in Eukaryota, Fungi, Ascomycota, Dothideomycetes, Mycosphaerellales, Mycosphaerellaceae.
AUGCAAGAGAUCAGUCGCCAACCAGAUAUGCACUGUCACCCUGAUUCAGUGUCACCUACAGUAGCACUCCAGCAAUCGACGACUCAGCUUGUACCGAGCUUUGGGUCCUGGUCGCAUAUACAGACAUCCCCAUGCCGAUUGGGACCACGAGAGAUCAUGGUAGCCUCGCCUCAGGGCCAGCACCAAAUUAUGACCUGCCUUCCUGACACCGGCUCUACCCACGACUUCAUUGUGCCCAGCUUGGUUCAUCAGCUGGAGAUGCAACGAUUCGUGCAACCAGUGCGGCAAUCGGUCCUUCCUGCGAACCAACAUACAGUCAUGGUCGAUGGCGUUGUCUGGCUCCAGUUCCGCAUCCAGAACGACUUCGAGACCUAUGGCCGCUGGUCUUAUCUCUUCGCUGGUCUGGACUAUCCCAUCGUCCUGGGACGAGACACUAUCUGCCAGAUCGGAUUGUUUGGUUGCAGGUGCCCCGAGGCAGGGAACAAUGUAGCGUUGAGGAUGAUGUCGCUUGGAAAGCAGACCAGGGGGGUUGUUGGUGCACAAAAGCAAGCCAAGCAAGAGUCGAAUCGAAAGAACAGAGACAAGACGCGAGCAGAGCAAGAGGCGGAUAUGCAAGAGCUCAUUGCCAAGCGUGAGGCUGAAGCUAUGGCCGCCGCCAACGCAACCGCGGCCGGUAGUGGCACGCCGUCGUCGCGGUGA